GGUUUUGUUCAGUUUGUUAGUUACUUUCAGCUUAUACACCUGCAUUUCACCACAUUGCAUGCAUGCACACACCUCACCACUGAUAUACUGACUCACAUAAUUAAGUUUCUUUGUGUUGCUUUCAGUUAAUUAAAUAAACCAAAUUUUCUUAUAACUUGACUACAUAUGAGGUCUCCCUUGUUUUGUCAUGCUCUGAGCCGGUUCAUGACACUGUACAGUAAAAUAUUACAUUAUAUUAAAAUUCUGUUUGCAGUCACUAAUUCUACUUCAAGUACAUUCUAGAGGACCUCAGGAACACUUGAUCGGACGCAGCGGGUUGCUAGGAACAAAUAUUUAUAGUCUUCGUUUCCGGUAGACUGUUUAUACGAACGGAACAAGUCCUGUGCACCGGUAAAUCAAAUGCAGCUAUUUUCUUCAGUUUAAUGCCUAAAUACUAUGGAUUGAUGUGGGCUUUAUGCGCAAAAUUUGCAUUUGUGUGCCCAUCAAUUUCCUCUUAUCGCCACUGUCACCAACUAUCUUGAAACAACUGUUGAUGUGUUAGCAGACCCACAGAGAAGACCAACCAUGACGUCACUGGGGAGCAGCAGUUCCUCAUCCACAGAAUACACCGUGAGAGUCCCCAAAAACACCAGCAAGAAGUACAACAUCAUGGCUUUCAAUGCAGGAGACAGAGUCAACUGUUCAACCUGGACCCAGGCUCGUAUGGAAAGAGACAUGAGUGCUCGGCGGAUAUAUGGAGAGGAAGAGUCGGCGGAAGGUGCAGCUGGCAGUGAGUUUGGCAAAAAGCAGCGGGAGGAAGCUCGGCGGAAGAAGUUUGGUAUUGUGACACGUGAAUUCAAAGUGGAGGACCAGCCCUGGAUUCUCAAGGUCAAUGGCAAAGCUGGCAAGAGGUUCAAAGGUCUAAAGAAGGGCGGUGUUACAGAAAACGCAUCCUACUACAUCUUUACACAGUGUCCAGAUGGAGCUUUUGAGGCCUUCCCUGUCCACGGCUGGUACAACUUUACACCACAGGCCAAACACCGAACUCUCACUGCUGAGGAGGCAGAGGAGGAGUGGGGCAGGAGAAACAAGGUGGUGAAUCACUUCAGCAUCAUGCUUCAGAGACGUCUCCGGGAGCAGGAGCGUGGCUGUGAGGAUGACGAAGAUGAGAACGAAAAGUCGGGGAAGAAGAAAAAGAAGGGUGGCGGAAGAGGAGGCGACCUGCGCAUUCACGACCUGGAAGACGACCUGGAGAUGAGCAGCGAUGACAGUGACAGCAGUAUGGGGGACGAUGGAGAGAGCAAGACAAAAACAAAGAAAGACACGGGGAAAGGAAAAGCAAAGAAGAAGAAGAGAAAGAGCAGUGACAAAGAGGCCUUAGAGGACAGCGAUGACGGGGACUAUGAGGGUCUAGAGGUGGAUUACAUGUCAGAUGAAAGCAGUUCAGAUGAAGAGCCAGAAAAAGGAAAGCCCAGCAAGGCAGAGGAACACCCCAAAGGGAUCGAUGAAGCGUCUGAAAGUGAGGAGGAGAGUGAGGAGGAGAAGCAGAAUGAAGAGGAGACAAAAGAGGAGGAGGAAGAAGAGGAAGGAAAGAAAACCCCGGUCCAAGUGGAAAAGAAGAAGAAAAAAGACAGCAGCGGCGAGUCGGAGAGCUCAGACGACAGUGACAUUGAGGGAGGGACGGCCUCGGCUCUCUUCAUGAAGAAGCGCACGCCUCCUAAACGUGGAGGUCGCGGCUCUGCAGGCAGCUCCAGGACUGGCAGUCGCCCCGGGACGCCCUCCAUAGACUCUGCCACCACCUCCAACACUCUCCGUGCUGCUGCCAGCAAGCUGGAGCAAGGAAAGAGACAGACUCAGGGUCCCAGCACCGACUCACCUGCUGCCAAACGGCUGAAGAUGGAGCCCAGCACCCAGAGCCCUGCUCCCUCUGGGAAGAGCACGCCUCAACCUCCAUCAGGCAAAUCCACUCCCAGCUCAAGUGAUGUGCAGCUAACAGAGGAAGCGGUCCGGCGCUACCUGAUCCGUAAACCAAUGACCACUAAAGACCUGCUGAAGAAGUUCCAGACCAAGCGCACAGGUUUGAGCAGCGAGCAGACAGUCAACGUGCUGGCACAGAUCCUGAAGCGGCUCAAUCCAGAGCGCAAGAACGUAAACGACAAAAUGCACUUCUACCUCACUGAAUAAACGAUGGAAGAGAGGUACGGGGUGGAGAGGAUGUAUAACGGAGGGAAGGGCUGAUAUAACGCUCCUCAGAAAGGAAACCGUGAGCCGUGGAGGUUUUGUGUGCGUUUUUAAAUCCGGUUGUAUUGUGACAUGUCACAAGGUGAACCUGACAUCACAGGUGGCAUUUAUCAGGAAGUAUUUUGUUAAGUAUCUAGAAUUUCUUUUUUUAUACCCUGAAAUCUCACAUUAAAUAAUAGCAACCUUGUUAAUGUUGAAUACAGAAAAAUGGAUUUCUAUAGUUUUUCUUUGUGUGAACUUAAUGAAUGAAAAACAGUCUUAUACUUGUUCUUCUUAGGUGGAUUUUUUUUCCCAAUAAAAUGUAAAAAAUA
Molecule: messenger RNA, 2531 nt
Organism: Centropristis striata (black sea bass)
Lineage: Eukaryota; Metazoa; Chordata; Actinopteri; Perciformes; Serranidae
Gene: gtf2f1
Product: general transcription factor IIF, polypeptide 1
Exons: 15
Coding region: 565-2163 (532 amino acids)
Biological process (GO): transcription initiation at RNA polymerase II promoter; positive regulation of transcription elongation by RNA polymerase II
Cellular component (GO): transcription factor TFIIF complex; nucleus
Molecular function (GO): TFIIF-class transcription factor complex binding; RNA polymerase II general transcription initiation factor activity; DNA binding
Source: RefSeq, a predicted model, not a curated record